CGAGCAGCCAUCUUGGAUAGACAGAUCAUACUUGAGCCAGGAUAACCUGCAGACCUCCUCUGAGCAGAUCAAGAACAGACAGCUCAAAAGACUUCAUUCCUGAGCCACAAUGGCCACUGCACCGUACAACUACUCCUACAUUUUCAAAUACAUCAUUAUCGGGGACAUGGGGGUGGGGAAGUCAUGUUUGCUUCACCAGUUCACAGAAAAGAAAUUCAUGGCAGACUGCCCCCAUACGAUUGGUGUGGAGUUUGGUACAAGAAUCAUCGAGGUGAGUGGCCAGAAGAUCAAGCUGCAGAUCUGGGACACGGCAGGACAAGAGCGCUUUAGGGCCGUCACCCGCUCCUACUACCGCGGAGCUGCAGGAGCACUCAUGGUCUACGACAUCACCAGGAGAAGCACGUACAACCACCUCAGCAGCUGGCUGACUGAUGCUAGAAACCUCACCAACCCCAAUACUGUGAUCAUUCUCAUAGGAAACAAGGCAGACCUGGAGGCCCAGAGGGACGUCACGUACGAGGAGGCAAAGCAGUUUGCUGAGGAGAACGGUCUGCUGUUUCUCGAAGCUAGUGCAAAAACAGGUGAAAACGUUGAGGACGCCUUCCUGGAAGCCGCUAAGAAGAUCUACCAGAACAUCCAAGAUGGCAGCCUGGACCUGAACGCCGCCGAGUCAGGGGUCCAGCACAAGCCCUCAGCCCCUCAGGGCGGCCGGCUAACCAGCGAACCACAGCCCCAGAGGGAAGGCUGCGGCUGCUAAUGACCAAGCAAACCCCCUUCGCCCUCUCUUUCUCUCCCCAUCUCUCUCUCUCUCUCUCUCUCUCUCUCUCCCCCUCGCUGUGUCCUGACCGCCCUCCCCCAACCACCACCACCCUUUUCCAUCCAUUUCUUCACCUCCGUACGUUCAUCCACCCUCACUGCACCAGGAGCUGCAUGAGAGCAGGGCUGCGGAGGGAAGGAACGGGGGACGGAUAUUGACUUGGGCCUGACUGAGCUGGGCUGUGUGGACUACAUCUCUCCCCUCCUCCUCUCUGCCUGUCUGUCUCCCGCUGUUGCUGUCUCACUUCUCCUCUUUAAACUGUCAAGUGUGUUGUCGUCCCAUAACGCUCCUCUUUUGCUCCCCUCCGCUCCUCUUGCACCAUUCAGUGUAGUCCCCCCCCCCCCAUCGUAGUAUCGUAGACACCACCACGCAUUACACGGGUUACUGACACUUUAGAUAGAUGUAAUGUUCAUACGAUAAUGAUAAACUGAGACUGUUUUUUAUGUUUGGUUUUAUAGCUAUAUAUGACAUGUAAACACUGCAUUAAGUUUCAUCCACCACUGAUAAUUUCGUUAUGAAUCAAAUCUAAAUUAUAUUCCCAAUCUCCUGGCAGCCUCUCCUGCAUGGUUUACCAAUCCAGCAUUUUAUCGAGACAUGCAGGUGCGAUAUCUCACACGCGGGUCAUUUUUGUGGGAUCGGGCAGUGAAGGCAAUGAAGUAGUGUAUCAUGCAGCCACGCAGGUAGAAGCCCACAAGUGUUGUUCAGAGAAUGUGAGCUUUUUCAGCAGGUUUCAACCCCUGCUUGUGGCUUUUUAAUUCUACUCCUGCUGCUCAGCACAAAGCAAAUCCCUUUGCCAGAUGUGGCAACACUGAUGUUCUCAGGAGAGAGAGGAAAACAUUUAGAAAACUAGGAAUCACCUACAAAUUCCUUGUGGGUGAUUCCUCAGUCUCUCCUGUGAGAUAUCAUAGGGAGGAAUAUUGGAUGUUUUCCAGUUUGUCUGUGUGUGUUUGUGAGUGUCAGUGUUAAGAAGUUGGAUGGGGGUUUCUUUUGACACUUAAACAAAAACAAACAAAAAAAGAAAAAGAACAUGGCUUUUCUGUUUUUGAUGGAAAGAUUUAUUCACAUCAGUUUCUUUGCACCAGCUCUCUCCCUCCUCACCUGUCCGACCCCAAAACUCUCCCCCAGGUCAUAUCAACAGAUUCUGUCUUUACCAGCAUUGUCUUUGUCAUUGUUUGUUGCCUUAUUAUAAUUAAUAUGUUAUUACUCUUUAAUCUUUAUAGUUUUGCUGCACUUGCUCUUAUCACUGCUGUUGGACUCACCCCGACUCAGUAAAUGAUCUCUUCUUAGAAUAAUUAUUGCAUUUAACUGGAGAAUAACAUAAACACACAAGUGGUGGCUCACAUGGUCAAAAUAUCAGCAGCAUGGUCUGAAGCCCACAUCUCGACUAUUCAGAUGUAAAAACAAACUCAAAACUUCAAGUGUAGCUGCACUGAAGAGCUGAUCUGUUCAUAAGGACAGUUGGUCCUCUUGUAUAAUACAACACCAAGCAGCAUGCCCCCCUCCCCAAAAAA
Seriola dumerili (greater amberjack) is the source of this 2328-nucleotide messenger RNA. It is a transcript of the gene rab14l, whose product is annotated as RAB14, member RAS oncogene family. Gene Ontology annotation, biological process: Golgi to endosome transport; phagosome maturation; defense response to bacterium. The record is from RefSeq and is a predicted model, not a curated record. The coding region runs from base 110 to 757 and encodes 215 amino acids. NCBI's taxonomy places the organism in Eukaryota, Metazoa, Chordata, Actinopteri, Carangiformes, Carangidae. Gene Ontology annotation, molecular function: GTPase activity; GTP binding. Gene Ontology annotation, cellular component: recycling endosome; trans-Golgi network; phagocytic vesicle. The transcript is spliced from 8 exons.